Messenger RNA from Argiope bruennichi, 658 nucleotides. It is a transcript of the gene bcn92, whose product is annotated as LYR motif-containing protein 4B-like. The record is from RefSeq and is a predicted model, not a curated record. The coding region runs from base 28 to 327 and encodes 99 amino acids. The transcript is spliced from 4 exons. Lineage: Eukaryota; Metazoa; Arthropoda; Arachnida; Araneae; Araneidae. Gene Ontology annotation, biological process: iron-sulfur cluster assembly. Gene Ontology annotation, cellular component: L-cysteine desulfurase complex; mitochondrion.
CUGGCAAUUGCAAAUCAUUAUUUAUAAAUGGCGACUCGCAGUAGGCAAGUUUUGCGGCUUUAUAAAGAUUUACUUCGGGAAGCCGAAAAAUUCCCUAGUUAUAUGUAUAGAACAUACUCUCUACGGCGAAUCAAAGAUGCCUUCCGAGAGCACAAAGCAGAAACUGAUUAUGAGAAAAUAGAUGAUCUUAUUACAUAUGGAAAUGCUAAUUUAGAUAUAAUAAAACGUCAGAGAGAAAUUUUUGCUCUUGUGAAAAGCAGUAAAAAAAGUGGUAAUUCAUAUUUUUUUUGGAAUAAAGAAGAAAAGUUGGGCAAACUAAAGUCGUGAUUGGCCAGCUAUACCGAGGACCUGAGACUGUGAUAGAGAGACAUCUGAAGUCAACCACUAAAGCAAAGCAAUGAAUUAUAUUAAAUAUCAUGCUAUUUGUAGAUAAUUUUUGUUAUUGUUCACACAUGUAAGCAUUGUACUUACAUUUCUAUAAAAAAAAUAACACAUAGCUUUUUAAGCCAUAGCUGUUUCAUAAAAUGCCUGAGUCUUCCGUUUACUGCAUACAUACUUUUUUGUAUAUAUGUAGAAAAGACUGUUAUGCUAUGAAGGUUUUGUGUCCAAUUUCAUGUACACAUAUUUGCAAUUAAAGUUUUUAUUCAUAUGUUGCUAA